CGCACCAUUUCCGGUCGCUGAAGGAUUUUCAACUUUCACCCUGACUCUCAGCCUUCCUCUUCCGUUUCGGUUAUACCCAGGUCAAGAUGGUUCAGCGCCUGACUUACCGCCGUAGGCUGUCCUACAACACCACCUCCAACAAGACCAGACUAUCCCGGACCCCCGGUAACCGGAUUGUGUAUCUGUACACCAAGAAGACUGGCAAGGCUCCCAAGUCAGCAUGUGGAAUCUGCCCCGGUAGACUGCGUGGUAUUCGUGCAGUGAGACCUCAGGUUCUAAUGAGGCUCUCAAAGACCAAAAAGCAUGUUAGCAGGGCCUAUGGUGGUUCCAUGUGCGCCAAAUGUGUGCGGGACAGGAUCAAGCGUGCUUUCCUUAUUGAGGAGCAGAAAAUCGUUGUCAAAGUACUUAAGGCACAGGCACAAAGUCAGAAAUCAAAGUAAAUGAGUGUUUGGACAAUAAAAUAAAUGUUUGAGAACAUA
Molecule: messenger RNA, 479 nt
Organism: Silurus meridionalis
Lineage: Eukaryota; Metazoa; Chordata; Actinopteri; Siluriformes; Siluridae
Gene: rpl34
Product: ribosomal protein L34
Exons: 5
Coding region: 87-440 (117 amino acids)
Biological process (GO): translation
Cellular component (GO): ribosome
Molecular function (GO): structural constituent of ribosome
Source: RefSeq, a predicted model, not a curated record